This is a messenger RNA of Linderina pennispora, 923 nucleotides long. RefSeq lists its product as uncharacterized. Gene Ontology annotation, molecular function: protein binding. Lineage: Eukaryota; Fungi; Kickxellomycota; Kickxellomycetes; Kickxellales; Kickxellaceae. The record is from RefSeq and is a predicted model, not a curated record. The annotation marks the transcript as partial. The transcript is spliced from 3 exons.
UUUCAGAAUUGCUACAUUUAGGACAAUGGCACUCAACAGCAUUCUCACCAACACAAAGAUCACCCGGACGCUGUUCUCGUACCUCAGCUUCUCUGACCGCCUCUCCGUCACCGCUACCAGCAAGUCCUGGCGCUCUGUCUUUGUUCCGCUUCUGUGGGCUGAGUUGACGGAAGACCAUUACUCGCUGGUUCAAUUCGAACGCCUGGUCUCCAAAUACGGUCAGCACAUCGAAUCGUUCUAUGUCUUGGAUCCAGAUAACGAAACGCAAAGUCGCGCAAUCCGCAACAUCGACGCCAUUAUCAAUUCCAUAUCGAAACUGCCCAACUUGAAACGCCUGGAUAUCGAUAAUGUCGAGAUGCCUGCGCAAAAGCUCGAAAAGCUAAUCAGUGAGCUCAAAACAGAAAAGCUCGUAGCUUUAACAGUCGAUAUCGAAGAGCCCACCACAAGGAAGACUGUCGAGACUGCACUGGAUCGCUACGGAUCGCAGCUGGUUUUGCUGUCAAUCGACAAGAUCACAGACGACAUUGCUGCUGCCCUUAACGACAGGUGGAACAAAUUGGUGGCAUUAGAGACUCUGAGACUUGCCUUCUUCCUAAACGAGUCGCAGAACGCGUUUGCAAAGCUUUCGGCCGCUGAUCUCCCAAAUUUGCGGAUGCUGAGUGUGCGUGAGGACACCAACGACGAGCAGCUCCGCUCGCUUGUGCGCGAACUGCGUAUGACCUACCCGACAUUCAUAUCGCCAGAGGGCUUGUCAAUAAUCCUUGAAGCUCACCUGCCUCAUCUUCACGAACUGCACUUGGUUGGUCCAGGUGUUGAUCUGGCUAGUAUCUGGCAGUCCAGCUGGCCACAGCCAUUGGCCCUGCGCGACGUUAUGCUCAGCGUCGCCCAUGUCUCAGCCGAGAUCCUCACUUCAGUCCUUGCCA